This is a messenger RNA of Symbiodinium sp. CCMP2592, 831 nucleotides long. The record is from the annotation of a GenBank genome assembly. NCBI's taxonomy places the organism in Eukaryota, Dinophyceae, Suessiales, Symbiodiniaceae.
GACGUCUACCGCUUUGAGAGGGACUUCCAGGAAGCUCCCGCGGAAUGGAUCGUUUCCGCCACCACAGGGCACUUCACGGAUAUUCGCAUGGCUUACGGACUGCCCAAGCAGCUCAACGGCGCCGCUGACCCCGACAUCUUCGAGCGCGAGCUCGAGGUGGACUGUAUCAGUGACGAACACCAAAAGAUGCGGACUCAGCUGCGGCUCAUCGCGAAUGGAUCUGACCUCCUCAUUCUCGCAUUGGAUGCCGACAUGGAAGGUGAGUGCAUCGCUCGGCAAGUUGCGCAGGUGGCCGAGCCCCGUAUGCGAAGCCAUGACGUUCGAAGGUGCUGGUUCACUUCGCUCGGACAAACUCAUCUUCUGAGGGCCCUAGAGAGUCUUCGGGACUUGAACGAGGCGGUCGCUGACGCGUGUGAAGUGCGGCGUCACGUGGACUAUCGGCUUGGGCAGGCCGGGACGCUGGCACUCAACGCGUUCGCGGAGCGGCACAGGCCCCUGCUGGAAGGAUCUUUACCGAAAUUCUUUCGCAAUCGCCAUGGCCGACAGCACACGGAGUAUGCUGAGGAUGAGGAGGAGAAGGAGGCUCCUGCUUUGAGUUACGGCCCGGUCCAGACGGCGGCCAUCUUCCUGGCUUGGCAUCACCACAUCUCUGAGAAGUUGAAGGUGAAGCAGGAGUCGGACAAACGAUGGCGUGUGAAGCUGACGUUGCAGUCAGACCUCACGGGCAAGUUCGAGUGCUUCUCAGACUUGAUCGGCGAAGGUGCAGCGCAAGAGCAGCGAGAUGUCAUCCUUCAACAUGUCAGGCAGCAGUCGGUUCACCAAUCGUCGUGA